Messenger RNA from Fonsecaea multimorphosa CBS 102226, 1497 nucleotides. RefSeq lists its product as uncharacterized. Gene Ontology annotation, cellular component: membrane. Lineage: Eukaryota; Fungi; Ascomycota; Eurotiomycetes; Chaetothyriales; Herpotrichiellaceae. Gene Ontology annotation, biological process: carbohydrate transport; transmembrane transport. The transcript is spliced from 2 exons. The coding region runs from base 1 to 1497 and encodes 498 amino acids. Gene Ontology annotation, molecular function: carbohydrate:proton symporter activity. The record is from RefSeq and is a predicted model, not a curated record.
AUGGCUUUUCUGCUGUUUGGCUACGACCAGGGAGUUUUUGGGGGUCUGAUAGCGACUCCGCAGCUGCUGAACGGGCUUGGGAUCGCGUCUACUGAUGCCAACCUGCAAGGGACCGUGGUGGCUAUCUACGACAUCGGUUGUCUGGUCGGCUGUAUCGGGACCGCGAUUUUCGGGAUGAAGGUCGGCCGCCGCGUCCUGGUGAUGAUCGGAUGCUGUCUUCUGAUUCUCGGUGCUGGACUUCAAGGCGGAGCAACAUCGGUCCCCAUGAUGAUUGCUGGCCGAAUCGUAGGCGGAUUCGGCACGGGCAUCAACUCUUCCAUCAUCCCCGUGUGGGUGUCAGAAUGUGCUCACGCCUCCCGCCGCGGCGCCCUCGUAUCGGUACAGAUCUCGAUCGUCAUCCUCGGCCUUGUCAUUGCGUACUGGUUCGACUACGGGACCGUCAAAAACAUGACCGGGGGGAUCGUUUGGCGCCUUCCACUCUAUUUUCAGAUGGUCUUCUGCGUUCUUACGCUUGGGACUAUUCUGCUGAUGCCCGAAUCACCACGGUAUCUGUACAGUAAGGGCCAUCUCGAAGAAGCAGACUCGGUCAUUGCUCGCAUUUUCAACGUGGCCAUCGACCACCCCACUGUUCUACAACAUCGUCGCGAGGUCAUCCAGGCUUUGGAGGUUGAACAUGAAGUCAAAUUCCGGAUUUCGGACAUCUUGUUCGAUCGGUCGCCUGUCAACGCAACAUGGCGAAUCUGGAUUUGCAUCCUGAUCCAGUUCUUUCAACAGCUUGGGGGUAUCUGCUUGAUAGCGUACUACGCCUCCUAUCUCUUCAUCAACAAUCUCGGCAUGACUCAGAAUCAGGCAGGCAUCACUUCGGGAGGCUUGUCCCUCGUCUUCUGGGGUGGCACACUGACCGCUAUCUGGUCUGUCGAAGUCCUGGGCCGGCGGCCCGUCCUGCUCUGGGGAGCUGUGGGUUGCUCAAUCUGCAUGAUCUGCUACACCAUCGGGCUUGGAGUGUACAACGACUCGUCCUUGACAGCAUCGGUUGUCUUUAUUUUCUUGUUCGAAUUCUGCUACGGUUGUUCGUGGUGCGGUCUGCCUUUCCUCUACGCUGCUGAAGUGACACCGCUUCAUCUACGCCAUGCAGGCUCAGCACUGUCCGUGGGUAUGGAGUGGCUCAUGACCUUUGUGGUAGUCAAGGUUGGCCCAAUUGGCAUCACGCACGCUGGAUGGAAAUUCUACCUUCUCUUCUGCAUCGGCAACGUCUUACAGGUCUUGUUCAUCUACUUGUUUGUCAAGGAGACCAAGGGUCUUACUCUGGAAGAAAUUGACUACCUCUACGCCAAACCAGAGCAUCGUGCCGAGCUUGAGGAGAAGUUGCGUCACCAUAGGCUUGACAAAGAGGCUGGGGAGGCGGUCCUGACAGAUCAAAGAGACGAAAAGGUUCAUACUAACCCCUCACAUGCACAGUAUGAGUAUUCGUCUAAGCCAUUUUCCCCCCCUUCCUAG